Molecule: messenger RNA, 2822 nt
Organism: Colius striatus (speckled mousebird)
Lineage: Eukaryota; Metazoa; Chordata; Aves; Coliiformes; Coliidae
Gene: PTGS1
Product: prostaglandin-endoperoxide synthase 1
Exons: 11
Coding region: 27-1856 (609 amino acids)
Biological process (GO): cyclooxygenase pathway; response to oxidative stress
Cellular component (GO): neuron projection; cytoplasm
Molecular function (GO): oxidoreductase activity, acting on single donors with incorporation of molecular oxygen, incorporation of two atoms of oxygen; heme binding; peroxidase activity
Source: RefSeq, a predicted model, not a curated record
GGGGCGCGGCGGAGCUGCCUCUCGCCAUGGGCGGUGGGAGCCGGGCCCGGGCCCCGCCGGCCGCGGGGCUGCCCCGCGCCGGGAUGCGGCUGCUCCUCGCCCACGCCGUGCUGCUGUGCGCUGCCGAGAGCGCCGCGACCGACGGCUCCGUGAAUCCCUGCUGCUAUUUCCCCUGCCAGCACCAAGGCGUGUGCAUGAGGGUCGGCCUGGCAGGGUACGAGUGUGACUGCACGAGGACGGGAUACUCCGGGGUCAACUGCACCUCCCCCGAGCUCUGGACACGCAUCCAUGACCUGCUGAAGCCCAGUCCUGCCUUCUACCACUUCAUCCUGACCCACUUCAGGUGGUUUUGGGACAUUAUCAACAGCACCUUCAUCAGAGGCACGCUCAUGAGGCUCGUGCUCACAGUUCGUGCCAAUCUCAUCCCCAGCCCCCCCACCUUCAACUCUGACUAUGGCUACAUCAGCUGGGAGGCCUAUGCCAACGUCAGCUAUUACACCCGCAUCCUCCCGCCGGUGCCAGACAACUGCCCGACGCCCAUGGGGACCAAAGGCAAGCAGCAGCUCCCCGACCCUCAGCUCCUGGCAGAGAGGUUCCUGCUACGGCACGAGUUUGAAGCUGAUCCCCGAGGCACCAACCUGAUGUUUGCCUUCUUUGCUCAGCAUUUCACUCACCAGUUCUUCAAGACAUCUGGCAAGAUGGGACGUGGCUUCACCAAGGCGCUGGGGCACGGGGUGGAUCUUGGGCACUUGUAUGGUGACAACCUGCAGCGGCAGCACCAGCUGAGGCUCUUCAGAGAUGGGAAGCUGAAAUUCCAGGUGGUGGACGGCGAGGUGUAUCCCCCCACGGUCACGGCUGCCCCGGUGCACAUGGUGUACCCGGCUGCCAUCCCCAAGGAGAGGCAGCUGGCCAUGGGGCAGGAGGUGUUCGGGCUGCUGCCGGGGCUCAGCGUGUACAGCACGCUCUGGCUGCGCGAGCACAACCGCGUCUGCGACGUGCUGAGGCGGGAGCAUCCCAGCUGGGGCGACGAGCAGCUCUUCCAGACGGCUCGGCUCAUCCUCAUCGGGGAGACCAUUAAGAUCGUCAUUGAGGAUUAUGUCCAGCACCUCAGUGGGUACUUCCUCAGCCUCAAGUUCGACCCCGAGCUGCUGUUUGGGUCCCCGUUCCAGUACCGGAACCGCAUCGCGGUGGAGUUCAACCAGCUCUACCACUGGCACGGGCUGAUGCCCGACUCCUUCGUCAUCCAGGGCCAAGAGUACAGCUACGAGCAGUUCCUCUACAACACCUCCAUGCUCAUGGACUACGGCGUGGAGGCACUGGUGGAGUCCUUUUCCAAGCAGCUUGCAGGAAGGAUCGGUGGGGGACACAACAUCAACGCCAAUGUCUUGCACGUGGCCGUCGGGGUCAUCGAGGAGUCGCGGCAGCUGAGGCUACAGCCCUUCAACGAGUAUCGGAAGAGGUUUGGCAUGAGGCCCUACAAGUCCUUCCAGGAGCUCACAGGAGAGGAGGAGAAGGCGGCAGAGCUGGAAGAGCUGUAUGGAGACAUUGAUGCUCUGGAGUUUUAUCCGGGCUUGUUGCUCGAGAAACCCCAACCCAACGGUAUUUUUGGGGAAAGCAUGGUGGAGAUUGGAGCUCCAUUUUCCCUGAAGGGGCUUCUUGGAAACCCCAUCUGCUCCCCAGAGUACUGGAAACCCAGCACCUUCGGCGGAGCAACCGGCUUCGAGAUGGUUAAGACGGCAUCGCUCGAGAAGCUCGUGUGCCUCAACGUGAAGAAGUGCCCAUACGUGGCAUUCCAUGUGCCAGACGCUGUGGGAAAUGACACCCCUCGGGGUGCUGGAUCGUCUACUGAGCUCUAGCAGCAGGACAUCCUGGCCCAGGGAGUAGUGGGGACAGGGACCUGCCCACCCUGUGCUGAGCAGCAGCAGGACAGAUGACAGCCCCAUCCUGGGUGUCCUCCAUAGCAGCCCUCAAGGAGAGGCUGGUACCAGCUCUGCAAGAAGCUGAGAGCCUCAGCAGUGUGGCUGCCACCACUGCCCCCAGCAGCCCUGACUCUCUUGCUAGUGAACACCUCGCACACUGAAUCCCCAGGGCACACGCUGCCUCCCUGGGACGCCCUGGACUCCCCUGUGCUUUGUCACCUCCCACACUCCUGCUGCUCUCCAGCACCAAGCCACCAGCAGCCCUUCUUUCUGCAGGGCCCCGAGAGCCAUCACAGUCCUUCCUCCUCUGCUGCACCCAGUUAUGGUGCUGAGCUCCCCAGGGGGACGCAGGAGGCAAGUGGCAGCACGUGGAGGGAGGUGGAGGACACACUGGAGGUGGUCAUGCUGCUCAGUGGUGGCUGAGCCUGCAGCAGGAACCUGCUCCGAUCUGACUCUCCUGCAGCCGCUCCAGAGCCUCCACCCCAGCACACAGGCAUGGCUGAGACACAGCCAAGAGGGAGCCAAAGCAACAUCUACAGGAGGAGACCAGGGCAGAAGCAUCAGCUCAGGUGUCCCAGAGCUCCUGUCUGCCACGUGCUGUCUGGGAGCCUGGCGUGCACUGGCCACCCACGCUGGGCAGCUCAGAGCCAGAUGCUACACAGGGAUGGAGUCUCUUGCCCCCCAUAGUCAUUACACUUGCCUGCAUAUAAUAGCUCAGCAAAUGAAGUCCCCAAGGCACACAAAGCCCACUCGUGUCUUGCUUCAGGAGCACACACACACAUCAGCCCUCACUGAUUAAUGACAUGGUAGCUGUCAGCCUGUCACUGGCCUUGAUCCCCAUCAGAUCCUCAUUCACCUCCAGGAAAAGGGACAUUUAAAACAAUAAAAAGAUUUUUCCAAGUC